Triticum urartu is the source of this 1574-nucleotide messenger RNA. RefSeq names its product S-adenosyl-methionine 4-1-methyl-2-pyrrolidinyl-3-oxobutanic acid methyltransferase. Lineage: Eukaryota; Viridiplantae; Streptophyta; Magnoliopsida; Poales; Poaceae. Gene Ontology annotation, molecular function: methyltransferase activity. The record is from RefSeq and is a predicted model, not a curated record.
GUACGUUAUAAGCAGUGCCUGUUUAAUGAAGUUUCUACAGAUUCACUGUCUAGACUUUAGCCCUGCUCCAAGCAAAUCCAUGGCCUCGAAGCAGAUAGUCCAUAUGAAUCAUGGACAAGGGGAAGCUAGCUAUGCUCGCAACUCUGGCUUUCAGAAAGCUCUACAAAACAAAAUGAAGCCUCUAAUCGAAGCAGCCAUUGCUGACUUAUGCAGCAGCAACAACACCUUGUUUCCCGAAAAGUUGUUGGUUGCGGACUUGGGAUGCUCCACUGGACCAAAUGCGCUAGCACUGGUAUCAUUUGCUGUCGAGGCCAUUGACAAUCAUUGUGCUCAGCUGAAGCAGCCACCGCCAGAAGUGUGCCUUCUCCUCAAUGACCUACCUGAGAAUGAUUUCAACUCGGUGGUGAAGAGCCUAGUCACACUCUGUCAAAGCAACGAACCUGGUAUUGUGACCGUGGGGAUCGUACCAGGGUCAUUUUACAAGAGGCUCUUCACUAGUGGCUCCUUGCAUCUUUUCUGCUCAUCCAACAGCCAGAAUUGGCUAUCAAAGGCUCCUGAAGAUCUAACAAGAAGCCGGAUCCCAGCGUACGACGUUGAUGAGCAUGCUAGGCAUGAAAGGGUUCUUAUGGUCCUUGACGCUUAUGCACAUCAGUUUAAGAAAGAUUUCUCAAUUUUUUUAGAGCUGCGAGCCAAAGAAUUAGUCCCAGGAGGUCGUAUGGUUGUUUCCCUUACAGGGACUCGUUCUAAUAAAACUGCCUCAAAAUGCUAUCACCUAUGGGAAACCUUUGCUCAGAUAUUGGUUGCCAUGGUCUCAGAGGGCGUGAUCGACAAAGCGAAGUAUGAUUCUUUUUAUGUUCCAAUAUAUGGACCUUCAAACGAAGAGCUGAGGGAGAUCAUCCAAGAAGAGGGGUCCUUUUCGAUCAAUGAGAUGCAUGUGCAAGACUUCAAACGUGGUGUGGACAAAGCUCAUACCACUGCAAAAUCGCAAAUAAACAUGAUGAGAUCUGCGUUUGAGCCGAUAGUUGUCCAACAUUUCGGAGAAGUGAUGGAUGAAUUUGUGAGGACAGCCGAGAAGCGCUGGAGUCUGGAGCGUAGCUUGCAGGAAGAGGUUGCUUACCCGGUGCUUCAGUUGGCUGUAUCGCUUACCAAGAAGGCUGGAUGAUCAGGUAAUUUGUCAUAUUGCUCACCAUGGGACGUUACAUUUGAUGAAGUUGAACAUUUGCCAAUUGAUGUUGCUGAUGAACUUGUGCAGCAACUGUUAUGUAGCAUUUGCCAUAUGCAAACUCAGUCUGAGAUCAGUGUUAUGUAGUAUUCCCUCUGUAAAGAAAUAUAAGAAAGUAGCAAUCUAAUCGCUUUUAUAUUUAUUUACAGAGGGAGUACGUUGAUCUGCAAUGAAGCAGCUCAAAAACCAAUGUAAUAAAUAAUUGGCACCAAUGCGUUGAUUGACUCACGCUGUAUGUGACUUCAUGGUGAGUGCUCACCAACGACGACCGUCUAGAAUAGUUAUUUUCUCAUACUCAUGUGAGGAAGAAAUAAAUUAGCAACCAACUCUUAUUUGGAAAGGAGCCAAUUAA